Messenger RNA from Pediculus humanus corporis (human body louse), 1023 nucleotides. RefSeq names its product ankyrin repeat domain-containing protein, putative. The transcript is spliced from 7 exons. Gene Ontology annotation, molecular function: protein binding. The record is from RefSeq and is a predicted model, not a curated record. NCBI's taxonomy places the organism in Eukaryota, Metazoa, Arthropoda, Insecta, Psocodea, Pediculidae. Bases 1 to 1023 code for a protein of 340 amino acids.
AUGAAAUCGUUUGAAAAUGGAUUAAGACAUUUUUUUAUUAUUAUUAUUUCGCAGAAAGAAACUCCAUCUGAUGCUCAAUUACAUUACGCUGCUUUCAAUGGAAAAAUCAGCCUUUUGAGAAAAGUUUUAGACAGUGGAAAAGUUCACGUCGAUUGUAAGGAUAAGGACGGUACGACUCCUUUAAUUUUAUCUGCUGCCAAUGGUCACGCCGAUUGCGUUUUGGAAUUGUUGGAACAAGGAGCGGAUCCGAGUAAAAAACGUUUGACCGGUACCACGGCUUUGUUCUUCGCUGCUCAAGCCGGUUACUUAGAUAUUGUUAACAUAUUGCUCGACAAUGGGGCUCCGGUCGAUUCUUGCAGCAUUGACGGCGGAACUCCGCUUUUUGUCGCUUGUCAAUGCGGCCACAAAGGUGUUGCAAAAGAACUCGUUAAGAGAGGAGCCAACGUAAACAUACACAUGAAGGAUAGAGCUACGCCCCUGUUCAUAGCAGCUCAAAAUGGACAUUACCAAAUAUUAUUGUUUCUUCUCUCGCAAGGUGCGGAACCAGAUCCGAGAAGAACGGAUGGUGCGACCCCGCUGUGGAUCGCGUCGCAAAUGGGUCAUCAUCAAAUAGUGAAAGAAUUGCUUCUUCACGGAGUUCGAGUCGAUGCGACGCGACACGAUGGAGCGACUCCUCUUUUCAAAGCGGCUCACAAGGGUCACUCAUUAGUCAUAAGCGAACUUCUCAAGUACAAACCAUCAUUAGAUUUAUUACCAAACGGAGAAAGUGCUCUUCACGCAGCAGCACUUUUCGGUCACGUUGUCGUCGUGAGACAAUUAAUAGAAGCCGGAGCCGAUGCAACGUUGUGCAAUCAAGAAGGCAUGACGCCUUUGCAAGUAGCAAUACAAGCCAAAAAAACAAACGUUAUCGAAUAUUUAAAAACAAUCAACGUUAAAGUCAAAGCCGGAAUGGGAACGAUAAACGGUAUCGUAAACGGAGUUCCAAUAAUACCAAUCGGAAACGGAGGAAUCAAAUCAAAAUGA